UCGCUCCCCGCGCCGGGGCCGCCGGCCCGGCAUGAAGGUGCUCCGGCACAAGAUCGAGCUGCUGACAGGGCUGCUGCUGCAGGAGAUGACCAUGGCAGGGCUGCAUGAGCUGCGCUUCACCGAGGAGAAGCCACUGCUGCGGGGCCAGGAUCCUGAGCUGGAGAACUCCGAUGUCUUCCUCUCUGCCGUGGACACAGACUGGAAGGAACACGACAUCGAGACACCCUAUGGGCUGCUGCAUGUGGUCAUUCGGGGCUCACCCAAGGGGAAUCGCCCGGCCAUCCUGACAUACCAUGACGUGGGCCUCAACCACAAGCUUUGCUUCAACACCUUCUUCAACUACGAGGACAUGCAGGAGAUCACGAAGCACUUUGUGGUGUGUCACGUGGAUGCGCCAGGACAACAGGCAGGAGCCUCGCAGUUCCCGCAGGGGUACCAGUACCCGUCCAUGGACCAGCUGGCUGCCAUGUUACCCAGCGUGGUGCAGCAUUUCGGGUUCAAGUAUGUGAUCGGGAUCGGCGUUGGGGCAGGAGCCUACGUGCUGGCCAAGUUUGCGCUCAUCUUCCCUGACCUGGUUGAAGGGCUGGUCCUCAUGAACAUCGACCCCAAUGGCAAAGGCUGGAUUGACUGGGCAGCUGCCAAGCUCUCAGGCCUCACCAGCACGCUGCCGGACACGGUCCUGUCGCACCUCUUCAGCCAGGAGGAGCUGGUGAACAACACAGAGCUGGUGCAGAGUUACCGGCAGCAGAUCGGCAGUGUGGUGAACCAGUUCAACCUCCAGCUAUUCCUCAACAUGUACAACAGCCGCAGGGACCUGGACAUCAACCGGCCUGGGACUGUGCCCAACGCCAAGACUCUGCGCUGCCCCGUGAUGCUGGUGGUGGGGGACAACGCGCCUGCUGAAGAAGGGGUGGUGGAGUGUAACUCCAAGCUGGAUCCCACCAACACCACCUUCCUGAAGAUGGCAGAUUCUGGUGGGCUGCCCCAGGUCACACAGCCCGGCAAGCUGACUGAAGCCUUCAAGUACUUCCUGCAAGGCAUGGGCUACAUCGCCCACCUGAAGGAUCGGAGGCUGAGUGGAGGCGCAGUGCCAUCCGCCAGCAUGACCCGCCUGGCACGCUCCCGCACAGCCUCCCUCACCAGCGCCAGCUCGGUGGAUGGCGCCCGCCCACGUGCCUGUACCCACUCGGAGAGCACCGAGGCCAUGGGGCAGAUCAACCACACCAUGGAGGUAUCGUGCUGAGGCCCACGGCCACCGCCGCCGUUUCCUCCAGAGCCAUCUCCCAUCCGUCAGCAUCCCGCCAGCACUCACCCGCCCCGCAGACGACCUCUGCCAGGGCCCUCACUCCCUUGGGGUUGAUUCAUCUUCUUUGCUGUUGGCCUCCCCCCAUCGCUGGGCACCAGAGAAGGAGAGGGGCUUUGCGUUGUCACCUCCAAGCUCUGGGUCCUGGCUUAGCCCAGCAGUCACACGUGGCUCUGCCUCAGUCCUCACCCUCCCCAGCACCGGCUUGGCCCUGGCUUGGGAGGGAGGGUGGUGGAGGGAUGUGGCCAGGACGGGUGAGCAGGGUCAGGGUGGUGGGAUGGGGGCAGGACGGUGGGAUGGAACAGGACAGCCAUACAUGGGCAGAACAGUGGGACACGGAGAGCGCCCUGGAGGUAGGUGGGUCUGCGAAGGUGAUCCGAUGGCUGGCCAGGCUAGAAGGAAGCCAGGGCCUGGGAACAGCACUGGCUCUGCCUGCGGCAUGCCUGGGCACUUGGUGGGGGGGUGGAUUUGUCAGAUGCCUGCAGAGAUACCGCUCUGCCCUUCCUGGGGCAGCGGCUCCCGUUCAUCUCCCUGCCGGCCAGUCCUUGGGGAUCACAUGGGAUUCCCUGGCACAGGCAAGACCCGGCGCAAGGUGGCCGUCAUGAGAAAUCACACACCACACUGUACCCGCACCCUGGCCACGCAACCCGAGGGCUGCCCCAGCGCAGGGCGGGAGGUCCUGUCUUGCUCUGCUACAGGAGCCAUCAGGGCAGAAGGGGGGUCAUGGGCAUCCCUUCCCCAGUCCUGCUGUUUUUGCAAGAGUGACGAUCACUGCCUGUCACUGCACCCAGGGGCAGGCAGUCUCUGCACCUUGGCUUGCCCAUUCCCUGCCACUCUGGCAGUCUCACUUCAGCUUAGGCUGAGGCCACCAGGGCUCGGAGGCUGCUGUGUCUGGGGACAUGGUGAGGCAAAAGACCCUGGAAUCCCUCCUCCAGUUUCACCACAGCCCAUAGGUGUCACUGCAGUAGAGCCAUGAGCAAUAAGAUGAGGCACCCCUCGCCCCAGGAAGCCCCCAGCACCCCCUGCCCUGCAGGGCACCCCAGCCUCAGCAUGCCAGCUGUGCGGCGUGACCCAUGGGACAUGAGGAGCAUCCCCGUGUCUGGCUUUGUCCACAGGGGUCCACAGAGCAGGCCAGUCCACCCCACACACCCCCAUACCCACAACAGUUCCUCCCACACUUUACCUGUGCACUGAGCAGGCCAUCUCUCAAGGGCUUGGCUCCCCACGAGCUGCAGGGCCCCAUCCAGCCACCAGCUCCAGGUGGAUUUGACCUUGCACUCGUCACGGAGAGCCCCGUCAUCGUGUAACCCUGCCAUCGGCCGCCUGGCCUCGGCUGCUGCCCCAGCCCACCCCAGGGCAGCAGAGCCCAGCUCCUCUUGCACGCAGGGUGAGGGAGCUCCCCGUUCUGGCAUGGGUAGCCCCUGUGCAGGGUGGCAGCAGAGACCCAUUGAGGAUCCACCAGGGGCCAUCAUCUGGGCGAGCAGAACCCCAGUGGGUGCGGGGACAGUGGUGGUGGGCUGUGCAGUCCCACGGGGAGCAGGUUCCACGCAGCACUCCUGAAGCAGUCCCCCUGCAGGCCCUGGCUCCACACCUUGUUCCUCCCCAUCAGGGGCCUCCAGGGCUCCCAGCAGGUGUUCAGGGGCUCCUGGCCCUGAGGCCUGCACCCUGGUCAGCACCCCUAUAAUGAAUGGCCACCCUGAACGUGGCCAAUGCCCCCAUUUUCCCCCCAUUUCUUCUGCCGUGUGCUUCCUUCUUGGUGUGACUCUGAAAGCUAAGUAGAUCCUUUUUACUGUAGAUACCGCUGUGAUCACCUGUUUUCUCAGCGUGUCCUUCCAGAUGAUAGAUAUAUAAAUGCCUAUACAUAUUAUAUAUAUGGGGUUAUCUGGUCCCUGACCUUUUGGGUUUGUUCUCCAUGUUUUCUCGUACAACGGUGCCGUGUGGUUCCCUUUGAGGUGGUCUGGUCAUGCUUGCCUUUGAUUUCCCACCUGGGUUUUGUUGGUUCAGUUUUCCCUGUGGUUCGUUCCUUUGGUUUUUGUUGGUUUUCCUCUUUUCCUGGUCACAGCAGAAUUUAAUGGAUUUCCCCCUUUCUCUGUCUGAGCGCAACCUGGUUUUGUCACAGUGGUGUCGAGGCCACAGUACUCACACAAGAUGGCAAUAUGUAAACCAGAUUUAACUAACCUGUCACUGUAGAGAGGAUUUACUGUAUCAAAAUAAUAAUAAAGAGAGUAAGAACCUGC
Messenger RNA from Oxyura jamaicensis (ruddy duck), 3540 nucleotides. It is a transcript of the gene NDRG4, whose product is annotated as NDRG family member 4. The transcript is spliced from 17 exons. The record is from RefSeq and is a predicted model, not a curated record. Gene Ontology annotation, biological process: signal transduction; brain development; positive regulation of ERK1 and ERK2 cascade. Bases 32 to 1243 code for a protein of 403 amino acids. Gene Ontology annotation, cellular component: cytoplasm. Lineage: Eukaryota; Metazoa; Chordata; Aves; Anseriformes; Anatidae.